This is a messenger RNA of Caenorhabditis elegans, 2265 nucleotides long. RefSeq names its product Uncoordinated protein 58 (gene unc-58). The coding region runs from base 1 to 1776 and encodes 591 amino acids. The transcript is spliced from 11 exons. Gene Ontology annotation, cellular component: membrane. Lineage: Eukaryota; Metazoa; Nematoda; Chromadorea; Rhabditida; Rhabditidae. The record is from RefSeq and is marked reviewed. Gene Ontology annotation, biological process: potassium ion transmembrane transport. Gene Ontology annotation, molecular function: potassium channel activity.
AUGUUUUUCUAUUCUCCAAACGUGGCCCCGCAGCCAUCUUCGACAAGUCAUCGGAGACCAACACUGACACAUCAACAUCAUCUUCAUGUCGGACAUUUAGACACUCGUCUCUCAGUUCAAAUCCCCGAAAUAUUGAGUCGAAGUCUGGUGCAUGAUCCAGAAAGAACACGUCUGGUGCCAGAACAGCUCCGUUUCAUAAUAGAUGAGAAUCAAGAACUAUGGACCGGAUCACAACCGCCUACCGGUUUCUUGGAGCUAUGUGCUUCACCUGUUUCUUCUGUAUUCUCAAAUGCAGACGCCAGACGGAUGAGCCAACGAAAAUUAGUACUUCGAAGGCCCACUAUUUCAAUCCAAGAAGAUGGGAAAAUUAUUAUUGAUCAUGUGACAGCUCGGUGGGAAGGUGCAAAUAUCAAUUCACAAUCAGCAUUGCUCGAUGCAGAUGAUGGAGCUACAGUUAUCACAGAUACCAUCAAAGAUGACCAAGAUGAUAAAGAACCAAAAAGCUGCCCGCAACAGACUGUCAAAUACAUCAAAAUACUUACACCUCACGUGAUCUUGGUGUCAGUGUUAAUUGGAUAUUUAUGCUUGGGAGCUUGGAUACUCAUGUUACUGGAAACAAGGACGGAACUUCUUGCCAGAUCCAAAAAACUUGUCAGGUUAACAAAUUUGAUGUCAAACUUCACUGCCGAAAGUUGGAAGAUGCUCAAUAAUGCUCAACACGGGGUUAGUAAUAUGGAUGAAGGUGAAUGGGCUGCAACAUUUCGAGAAUGGAUGGUACGAGUAUCAGAAACAGUGGACGAUAGGAGACCUAUACGACGUGAAUUAAACCGGCCUGAUGACUUAUCAAAUAUGCAUAAUAAAUGGACAUUUCCAACUGCAAUAUUAUAUGUUCUCACUGUGUUAACUACUUGCGGUUAUGGAGAAGUAUCUGUCGACACAGACGUCGGAAAGGUUUUCUCAGUAGCAUUCGCGCUUGUUGGUAUACCACUUAUGUUCAUAACAGCUGCCGAUAUUGGUAAAUUUUUAUCUGAAACAUUACUCCAGUUUGUGAGCUUUUGGAAUCGAAGUGUCCGAAAAGUGAAGCAAUGGAUGAGUCGUAUUCGUCACGGCAGGAGAAAGUCAUUACAAUCAACGGGUGGUCCCAACGAUACUCUCGAUAUUCUUGGUGUCGACGGAACUGAAGAGAAACUUUGGUUCCCAAUAGGUGCAUAUGUAUCAUGUAUUUGCAUAUAUUGCUCAAUUGGGUCUGCCAUGUUUAUCACAUGGGAAAGAACUUGGUCUUUCAUUCAUGCGUUUCAUUUUGGUUUCAAUUUGAUUGUAACAGUCGGACUCGGAGAUAUCGUUGUGACUGAUUACAUAUUUUUAUCACUUAUCGUUGCAUUUGUGAUAGUUGGUCUUUCCGUAGUGACCAUGUGCGUGGAUCUUGCGUCCACACAUCUCAAGGCGUACUUCACCAGAAUUCACUACUUUGGUCGAGCAAAACGAUUCUUAGGAAUGAGUGAGGAACUCAAAGAAAUCGUUGCUUUACUGGGGGCGAUGCGACGGAAAAAAGGCGGUAAAGUUACAUGGAAUGAUGUGCGAGACUUCCUGGAUAACGAACUCCGCGAUCGACCUUUUGAACCUCAUGAGCUUCUGAUGAAGCUCAGAUUUAUUGACGAAACAUCUUCUGGAAUGUCUACAAUCCGUCACAAUUCCUUCCAGUCAGAUUUUUUCCGAGAAUCAGAGUACAUCCGAAGAGUGGCUGCGCUGAGGCCAGAACAGCCAGCAUAUUUGUAACAAAACAACAACAUCUACAGCAAUUACCCAUCAACUGGCAACCACUUAUCUUUUCCAUUUUCUUUCUGUUCAACAAAGCAAUUUCUAGGAUAUUUGGAAUUGUAUCUGCAUUUUUGCCCAAUCUUGUUUGCGACUCAUGCGAACAACUUUUUCUCUUUUAUCUUUCAUUAUAAUUUUUGAAUUUCUGACAACUUGAAAACGGGAACAACAAAAACCUGCUUUAUUUAUUUGAUUCUAUAGAGCCAUCGGAUUUGAAUCAAGAACUUCACAAAACUACAUGAUGACAUAUAUCUCACUAGGGCCUUUUUGCCGUUCACCCUGCCCGCUGCCAUUCACUAUUUUCAAUCUCCUCAAACAAUUUUGAGAACGAACAACAUGAAACCUGAUCUUUCAUUUUUUUUUUAGCAUUUUGUGUUUUGAUAAUUUGUAUGUAAAAAUUACUUGGAUAUCGACACAAAAACUUUAUUAUAUAAAGCAAUUGAAAUCAUA